CUGGGGCACAGUAAUCGAAAUGGUUCGCACCGAACAAAAGAUGCAAAACAUAGGCUCAGCGUGGUCUGUCACUCACCAGGCACGCCAUUACCAGUUGUAUGAGAACCGGACGAACGUAACAGCUGCGAUCCACCCGAGGAAGGAACUGAGCACCUAAAAGAGAUCAGUUCGUCGAUCGGAGUUCUAUUUUCCGUUGGGAAUUGCGAUCUCUCUCUUUCUUCAACAAUUCAUAAUUAGGUUUCUGAUUCCAGUUUCCGAAUCUACGGCCUGAAGAUGUGGUGAUAAGCGUCCAGGGUCUACAGUUGAGGUCCAAGAUCGGGGUAUUGCGCGAUGUUCGUGAGCCGGCCGGCGGUUCACCCGGUGGAAGCGCCACCAUUGACGGAUGGCGCCGACAAUCCGCCGAGAGCCAGGAUGAAGGACGUACAGGGCAUGCCUGGCACUUCUGGGGGCCUUGGCCUGCGCUUCUUCCAGUUCGCGUUCGCCCUUUUCUCUCUUUGUGUCAUGGCUACCACAAUCGAUUUUCCAUCUGUCACGGCUUUCAGCUACCUUGUUGGUGCUGUUGGUUUGCAAUGCUUGUGGAGCUUCAUGCUAGCAGUGCUCGAUGCAUAUUGCCUCUUAGUGAGACGAAGCCUGCGCAAAUCCACAGUUGUUUGUUUGUUCACCAUUGGUGAUGGGGUGACAUCCACUCUCACCUUCGCUGCUGCAUGUGCGUCCGCGGGCAUCACAGUUCUUAUUGGGAAUGAUUUGGACAAAUGUGCAGUGAACCACUGCAUGAGGUUUGAGACUGCAACAGCUAUGGCUUUCCUUAGCUGGUUUGCCGCCUUGCCUUCCUUUCUCUUGAAUUUUUGGUCUCUGGCUUCCCAAUAGGAGAAUGUGGAUAGGAAAAUGUGGGCAUAGAGAAUGCAUAAUCAGCUAAUGGAUUUGUAUUUCUGUUGCUUCCGUUGGCUAUUUUCUGUGAUGCAUGGACAGUGGAUAAUUUGAUUGACCAAGAUCUGUAUAUAGGGAAAAUUUUGCUGCAAGGGUUUGUUGUCUUUGUGGUAUAAUUAAUUUCGUAAGAAAUGUAUACAGCACGAGUUGGUAA
Molecule: messenger RNA, 1081 nt
Organism: Malania oleifera
Lineage: Eukaryota; Viridiplantae; Streptophyta; Magnoliopsida; Santalales; Ximeniaceae
Product: CASP-like protein 5A1
Exons: 3
Coding region: 331-867 (178 amino acids)
Cellular component (GO): membrane
Source: RefSeq, a predicted model, not a curated record